Molecule: messenger RNA, 786 nt
Organism: Exaiptasia diaphana
Lineage: Eukaryota; Metazoa; Cnidaria; Anthozoa; Actiniaria; Aiptasiidae
Exons: 2
Coding region: 67-447 (126 amino acids)
Source: RefSeq, a predicted model, not a curated record
GUCCAACAAAACUACAAUUACUACACAAGAAGCAACGUCCCUGCCGCUCCACAACCCUCACAGGAUAUGAAUCAAUGGAACGCUCCUAGCGCAUACGCCGCAACUAAGAAGGAUACCCUUCCAGCAGCACCGGCAGCUCAGGCAGACGAUCCCUUCGCUAACUUCAUGAACAUGCAGUCCUCACAAAACGCAGCACCACAGGCACCCCAACAAAGAAGCAACAUUCCAGCACCAGUGGCCGCACCACAGGAAAUCCAACAAAGAAAUGACAUCCCWGCACCAGUUCCAGCUCCACAGGAAACCCAACAGAGAAGUGCAAUCCCAAUCGACGCCGCGUAUCAAGCCCCUGUAGACCAAGCUUACCCAUCCAUGCAACAAGCUUACUUCAGAGAUCAUUUGAGGAAAUGGAGCCCAGAGGAUGAUGGGAUGUUCCCAGAGAAUCCUUAAUUGGAGUUCUCACUUUUGAUAUUUUUUAACGCGGCUUGGUUAACUAGGGGGGUUAUAUCCCUCGACAAGUCAAUUUUGCAUUGUACAUUGACACAUAUUUUAUAACCAGAGAACGAUAGUCUUCUAUGAUUAGAUWAAACACCCUCAUACAUAUUAGCGAAUAUACUUGAUGCAAAUUGCAAUAAAUAACGCAUCCAGCACAGAUGAUUGACACUUGUCAAUCAAUUAGUGACUUUAAGGGGUGCAGGAAAUAACAYUUUAAACGAAUGUACAUUGGUCAAUUUUAUUUAAAAUGACGACUUUUUGAACGGAAUAAUAAAAAAAUGAUUAUUUAGAUUA